Molecule: messenger RNA, 5797 nt
Organism: Porites evermanni
Lineage: Eukaryota; Metazoa; Cnidaria; Anthozoa; Scleractinia; Poritidae
Source: the annotation of a GenBank genome assembly
AUGCCUACACCAGAGGUCAAGGCAAACCUGUCUUCAUUAAACACAUUCAUUACACGCGUUACCGCCCGUGAAGUAAGCCCGGUGAGAGGUGAGUUACAUAGCCCUUUGAGUGACGUUGCAAACAGUACAUCUCGAUAUUACAAGAGAAAAUCACAGCAGGUGUGUGAGGCAGUCUUGGACUGUAUUGCACCAGGGCAAUCUCAAGCUCUUUUUCAACUCAUGACCAGCGAUAAAAUUUCUUAUAUUAACCGUUCCUCUAGCCUAAAUGAACAAAAGAUUCUUCAGAAACUUUUGAUUCUUUAUGAUGAAUCAAACUCUUGGUUUAUCAAGCAGGAAAUUCUCUCAAUAUUUGUACAGGAUUAUUCCAAGUCUCAGCUUAAGGAAACGAUUCCAGGUCUGAGCAAAUGGCGUAUUGAUCAGGCUCGAAAGCAUGCCGCGCUCGUUGGACCAGGACGGCCGAAAGACCCACCUGAGAUACGUCGCACACGCUUAGAUCCUGUAAGGGUGGACCACUUCAUUGAUUUUAUAGCUAGUCCUCAUUAUUUGCAAGACGUUGCAUUUGGUACCAAGGUUCUGAAACUUUCAAAUGGCGAGCAUAUGGAAAUCCCCAAUGUUGUACGGAAAGUUACAGCAACAAGGCUAGUGAACCUUUAUCUUUCGUUUUGUAAAGAAGAGGAAUUUAUGCCACUGGGAAGGUCAACGCUGUUCACCAUGCUAAAGGUACAUCCCUAUAACAAUUGUGACCCUCCACAGAAAUUUGAUGCUAAAGGUGAAAGCACGCUCACGACACGCUUGCACGACACGCUUAGCGUGCCGUAGAUCGCGGAUAUGCGCAUAUUAAAUUGAAAAAACAAAGACGGACACACUUGCAUUUGUUUGGUAAAUUUAACACGCUAGACCUUUUGUUUUUUGUAGCGUGCCAUAUGUCACGGUAAGUGUGCGAAUUAUAACACGCUUAGCGUGCAGUUUGGGUAAGACACGCUGAACACGCUUGAUUACUAAAACUGGUAAGAUGAUGCGGCAACCACAAGAAAGACAACAUGAUGAUUACGGAAUUUGGACAAUAAGACUGAAGCAUACGGGAUGUAAUAUUUCAAGAAGAACAAAUUUCCAUACAUUGUUUAAAUACCGGUUUCGCUUUUUGUGUUAUUGCCGGCCGGAUCAAUUAAGCAACAUUGAAACCGUUUUGGAAUUUUGGUACAUCUAGAAAAGCAGGCUGGAUUUUCAUUUGAUCAAUACGAUCCUUGCAAUCGCUAAAAAAUGAAUACAAUUUAGCGAUCCUGGCACUUGAUGAUUUCUAUUUGAUCGCUGCGAUUGCUGUGAUCGGCGAGAAAGUGACUUAUGUCCGAAAGAUCAUUGUUUCUGAGAAAACUGCAAAUGUCUUUUAAAUUAAGGAAAGUUUAGAUAACCUUUGCACAACUUCGUCAGCAAACAUUUCUGGAAAGACCUUUGAUUUUGCAGUGCUAAUAUAGUUCUACUCAUAAAUCCAGUAGGUCCCACCGUUCACUGUUUCUACUUUUCAAGCGACAACGUUAUUUCAAUCAGAUACUAUCGCUGCGAUCGCUGGGUUAGAACUUUUUCUUUCUCGAUAGUUACCAAAAAAGGGUGCCGUUCAUAAUCAUUUACGGUUCCUUUUUGUAGAGGAAAUAUAUUUAGCUUAUAGAUAACACGCCUUGUGUGCUUUUGCGCACACUGAAAGUGUGUUGUGCUUUUUCGCACGGAGCUUUUGUUUGAAAACUUUAACACGCUCUUUAGUUCGACUUGCUCACGCUUAAUUGUCUCAAGCGUGUCCUCUGAAACAAAAGAAAUUGCUAAUGAAUCAAGAUUGCAAGCGUGCUAAAGCGUGUUAAAACAUAUUCUUUUGUUUUAAAGUGAAAGCGUGUCGUGCGCGUGCUUUCACCUUUAGCAUUAAAAUCCUGUGGAGGGUCACAAUUGAUUUGUACCUUAAAGACGGGUAUGUUUAGGAUCGAAGCUGGUUUUCUUAGACUUUUCUAAGUAUGUUCAGGUUGUCGCAUGCCUUACACUAAGAGAAUUGUUUUCCUUUUCCAGAGAACACAAUAUAGAGAAAUUACCUUCGGUGUACAUAUAAGAAACGAAAACUCAUUUUUGCUCAAUUUAUGGACUACGUACCUGAACACGCUUUGUAGGAACGUACCUUAGAGGUAACAUUCUGGUUUUCCCCUCCAAAAAAAGAAAAAAAAUACGUUUUUACUUGACCUUGGGAAUAAUGAGAGCAAAGUAUGCUCUCAAACAAAAGGUUGUCUGAUUUACAUAUUCAAAGACAAUAGUUAUACGGGAACUAAAUCCAAAUAUUCACGGAGUUGUGCAUGAACUUUUCUCCUCGCCCUCCCCACUGACAAUAGAAAGCAACUAAUGUUCAUGGUAUACUGUACUUAUGCCAAGUUCCAACUUUGAUGUUGUAAGCUUUGUGCGGCAUCCCAGAAGAAAUCUCUCGCUGGCCUUGACAAUAUUACCACUGAAGGGUUAUCAUCAAUGCAGACAUUACACGACGUUGCCUCACAGCUGGCCAAAGCAGGUAGAGCACAUCAAAAAUAAACUUCUUAAAAACGUUUGACGCAUCAUGAAAGAGCACGUUAUUAGAUUACGCGACGCACCGACAGUAUUUCUCGCGGCCUGAUGACGCGUGUUGUUUUCAGAUGCGCAGCGCGAUGCACAGUGGUAAAUGACUAACCCGCAUAAGAGGCGCUUUAUGGGCCAAGCGAAGCGAACGUAGCAUUUUGCACGAAGCGCGAGACGAGGGGGAGAAACAAUGGACUGGUUACAGGCGCUUUAUUUUUCUCCUCCCCUCGUCUCGCUCUUCGCGCAAACUGCCGCGUUCACCUCGCUUGGUUAUAAAGCGCAUGUUAUGCAGGCUAGUAAGUGACCGAAGGGGUCAGUAGUGUGUGGUGAAGUGUUGUUGUAAAGGCGUGGGUGCGCUAUUGUUUUCGCCAUUAUAUCUGUGGCGAUUGCAGAAUGAGCAACAAAAUACAAGUGUCCAAAUACCGUUUGCUUAACUAUUAAUCGAUUUUAAAAAGCUAGAUUUCUUGAUAGAAUGGCGAGAUAGAGUGAAAGACAGCCACUCUUACAUUCUUACUUACGGUUUUCUUUUCAACAGGUAAAUCAAAUGCGUGGGCUAAGGAAAUCCAAGAAAGACUGAAAAGUAGUAAACUCUACCUCAAAACAGAUUACAAACUUCACAUUGCUGAGGAUAGCCGCUGUACUGAUCAUUGUCGAAAGCACGCAUUAUCUGACGCGGAGCCAGAAUUCCAUGAGCCAUGUCGUCACAAACACGAUGUAACAUGUGAUCGCUGCGAAGUUCUGGAAAACACACUAACUGAAAUUGACGUAGCAAUAUCUUCAGAGAAAGCACAGCUGAGGUACGGUUUUUUCGGCAGUUAGGUUUUAUAAAUAUCUUAAUGAGUGUGUUAGUGGAAAAUGGCCUGACCACCCGGAGAAAAUUAUAUUACGCACAUCUGGGAACUGGUCGAGUUGCGCUAUUUCUACAUAAAUUCUUUAUAGGUAAGGGAAGCACCAUUUAAAAAUUGGGAACGGAAGGCGAAGGGAUUUUAAGUUGCAAGUUUAAUGCAAGACUUUUCAUCCCGGUUUCUCGCUCUCGAAUUAUGUUGCCUUGAAUAUUUGUUUUUACUUCGCACACCUUUCGCCGCUUUUAACUUUUCUAAUGGUUCGUCUUUAAUUUUCGUGAUGUAAUUUCUUUAAUAAUUCCGAACCUCGCGUAUUUUUUUUGUGAGACGCAUUGUUAGUCUAUCCUGAGGACGCUGAAAAUAGCUGACAUGAGUGGAUUUGUCGUUCAUGCAUUGCAAAAUUCAACAUUUUUUUUAACUGAGUUAUUUCUUACUAUAGUAAAGACCAACAAGAAGAGAUACCCCAUGAAGUCGAGAUAGCAAUUAAAAAGAUUCGUGACUGGAAAGAUCAUUUAAUGAGAACUGCACACCAAGACGCAGCCAAGUCUACUGUCCUUGAGAAACUGUCGUCCAGUCAAAUAUUUAUUAUCAUGGAUUGGGCGAUGAAGUUUUUGCCUGUAAGUUUUCGAGAAAGUCAAUCAGAAUGGUUUGGCAAAAAGGGAAAAUCCUGGCAUGUGUCUGCGGCAAUUACAAUAUCUGCCGAAGAAGAACUUGAGGUAUGGAUCCCAGUUAAGAAUAAUGAUGUCGUAAUAUCUGAUCAUGGUAUAGGUAAGGAUAAGAAACGAUCAGUGAAGCUAGUGUUUGACGGGCAAAGCUUCCUUUUUCUUAGGUGUUUGAUGCUCAACAGUUUAAAGUUAAUUUUAAACAAAGGUUAACUAAUUAUAAUUAGAUAACACAAAACCAGUACCCAUUGAAUUGUAGUGCUGGGUUAUCCUGCCUUGUUAUUAUCAUCAUCAUUAUUACUCAUGCCAAAUUUCACAUUACAAAAAAAUUUCAUUUAGCCUAUUUGAAUUUUACAGAAAUCAAUUCUUGCUUUUUUACCUUACCUAGAGCGAACUUUUUUUUCCUAGGUUAAGACGUUUGUCCACAUCUUUGAUCAGACUGCUCAAAACUGGUUCGCCGUCGCUUCGCUGAUCGAGCAUGUCCUUGUUCAACUAAAGAAAUCACGGCCAAGUUUAAAAGAGGCAUUUUUGAGGUCUGAUAAUGCAGGGUGUUAUCAUUGCGGGCCCCUGAUGCUAGCCGUUCCAUCGAUUUCAAAGAGAGUGGGUGUCACAUUAAGGCGGUACGACUUUAGUGAACCACAGUCUGGGAAAGACAUCUGCGACAGGCGAAUUGCGACCAUGAAAAGCCACAUGCGUCGAUAUUUGAACGAAGGAAAUGAUAUAAACACAGCAUCUGAUAUGAAGAGGGCUCUGGACUCAUAUGGCGGUGUGAAGGGAUGCCGCGUUGCUGUUGUCAGUGUGGACACCAGCCGACAAGAAAUAGAACAUCACAAGUGGACGGGCAUCCAAUCCUACAACAACUUCGAGUUUCUGCGAGGUGGUGUCAGAGUGUGGAAAGCGUACGGAAUUGGCAAAGGAAAGUUGAUACGUAACCAAGAGCUAAAACAAAUGGCUAAGGAACAGGGGAAAACUGGUCUAGUUGUACACGAAGACUUCAGCAACCCAAUAGCCGAUACAGGUGUUUUCAAGAAACCAGAAACGCGCAAACGUGAGCCACAAGGUGGAGAUAAGACCGAGAAUGUCCUUGAUACUGAUUGUCAAGCCCCAAAGCCAGGAUUUCCUUGCCCUGAAGUUGGCUGUGUGAAAGUAUUUGUUUCGAGUAAUACCCUUGAGAAGCACCUGGACGCGGGCAAACACUUCUACUAUAUCCAUAAAGAGGGUUCCUAUGACGAAAUUAAGUGCAAGUGGGUGUCGAGAUGUAUUGACGUUGGCAGUGUGAAGGAACUGACGUGCAAGACUACAGAUUUAACAGACCAAGAAAGAGGAGUACUGCCAGCGGCCAUCUCCAUCUCCGAGAAAGGUUGGGCCAAGAAAAAGGCAAAAGCCGCGGUGCGUUUUUCUCCACCAGUUGAAGCCUUCCUUAAUGAUCUGUUCUUUAAGGGCGAAGAAACAGGGCAAAAGGCCAACCCGGCGGACGUUUCUUCCCAACUCCGCAGCGUACGCAACCCAGAUGCAGUGAAAAUGUUCAAAAAAUCUGAAUGGCUGACGGCACAGCAAGUCACAAGCUACUUCUCCCGCCUCAGCGUUUUGUACCGAAGUGGAAGAUUCUCCAGAGAUGCGGAAGAUAAAGAUGUUGAAGAAAUCGCCAUGCUUGAAGAGGCACUAUCGCGACAAAAAAUGAAUGAAAAUAUAACAUCGAACUUGGAGCUUUAG